GUUCUCCCGUUCAACCACAACCGCCCAGCGACGACAAACCGCCUGCCCAAACACCGUCAACCCGCCAGGUUUUCCUCGCCGUCGAAUCAAUUCAAGAUGACUCACGAGUCCGUGUGGUACAGCCGUCCUCGCACUUACGGCAAGGGCUCCCGUGGAUGCCGCGUUUGCACCCACCGCGCUGGUCUUAUCCGCAAGUACGGUAUGAACAUCUGCCGUCAGUGCUUCCGUGAGAAGUCUCAGGACAUCGGUUUCUACAAGUACCGUUAAAUCAAAUAUCAACUGGAAAUUCCUGGUCACGAAAUUCGUUACGUCCUCGGCGCUCGGUAACAACCUUGGAAAAUAGCGGAAAGGACACCGAUUCGAUUCGCUUGGGAUUCCGACGGGGAAACAGAUAUGGAAUAAUAAAAGUUGUUGGAGGAAAAUCAUGCACGGAUGCCGGUGUUGACAAUUAUUUAAGAGGUGUCAUGUCGAACCCUUUUUUCUUUUCUCCCAAUUCAUACAUGAAUUGAAACGAGGAACUUUUCUGGAAUUCAUUAUCUGGGCUCUCUUGAUCUCUUUCUUCCUCCACCACUCCAGACGCGCUGGUCGAUGACUGAAAGAUUUAAUGAGCAUAUGCUGUUCGCACUGCGAU
This is a messenger RNA of Aspergillus pseudotamarii, 631 nucleotides long. RefSeq names its product 40S ribosomal protein uS14. Lineage: Eukaryota; Fungi; Ascomycota; Eurotiomycetes; Eurotiales; Aspergillaceae. Gene Ontology annotation, cellular component: ribosome; cytosolic small ribosomal subunit. The record is from RefSeq and is a predicted model, not a curated record. Gene Ontology annotation, biological process: translation. The transcript is spliced from 5 exons. Bases 97 to 267 code for a protein of 56 amino acids. Gene Ontology annotation, molecular function: structural constituent of ribosome; zinc ion binding.